Pomacea canaliculata is the source of this 1132-nucleotide messenger RNA. RefSeq names its product short-chain collagen C4-like. Bases 53 to 976 code for a protein of 307 amino acids. The record is from RefSeq and is a predicted model, not a curated record. Lineage: Eukaryota; Metazoa; Mollusca; Gastropoda; Architaenioglossa; Ampullariidae. The transcript is spliced from 2 exons.
AGCUUCAAACUCAUUUAUUAGAAAGAAAGAGUAAAGGAGAGGACAGACCACAAUGACUCUCUCCGUUAUUUUCUUCCUUACGACUGCAGCAGGGUGUGUCCUGGCAGCACAGGAUCAGCAAAGUCGCCAGGAUGUAAGUCUCACAGAACUCGUGGCUACAGUAGAAAGUCUUCUGGACAGAAUACAAGGUCUCGAGGCAGAAAAGCAGUCGUUGGAGAUGAGAGUUGAACGCCUGGAGACACUAUGCUCAUUCCCUGAUGUCCUCCUUCCAGGAGAAGGCACAGCAGAUAGAAACGAGGCUGUAAGUCUGGCGAGAGACAGUCAAACACAAGCGCGUGCUGUCGUUGUUAGGUCAGACGACAGCGACCCCCUGGUGCCGGUGGUGACUCAGUUGACAGAAAGGGUUAACGAAGUCAGUGCCGGUCUGCAGGCUCUGAAGAACGAGAUGACUGAAGCUUCCACGUCUGUCUUUGUGCGGUGGGGAAGUUCCACAUGUACAGACUCUUCUGUCCUCGUCUACUCCGGUGAAGUCGGGGGGUCUCAUUUUACAUCUCCAGGAGCAGCAGCCAACUACCUGUGUCUGCCCCUCUCUAAUGUCACCUUGGUGGACAUCACGGUCAACAAUUACGCACAGCUGUAUGGAGGGGAGUAUGAAAGCCAAGAUGCACACCAAGAAAAAGAUCCUGUGUGUGCGGUGUGUCGAUCGUCACGUGCCACUAAUGUGAUGAUUCCGGCGACGACUGUCUGUCCGGGUGGCUGGACCUUGGAGUACAGCGGGUGGCUGAUGACAGGAGCUCCAACGCACAGCGCUGCCUCUGAAUUCAUCUGCCUGGAUUCCAAGAUGGAGGAGAGGACAGGCAGCGAGGAAAACAACAAUGGGAAGCUCCUGUAUUACACGGCUACCGUGUGUGGGAGCCUGGCAUGUCCUCCCUACGUUAACGGGAAGAGGGUCACGUGUGUCGUCUGCUCCAAGUAGGAAACUAUGAAGGAAAUACAAAACAUAAAACCAAACAAACAUCACUGACAACAACGCUGUAACUACGUUUGCUGGCGUGGACGAUGUUGUUUACCACAACACAGCACACUGUGUGUCGUUGUCAUCAGUGGAGAAUUAAAAAAAAACUGUACACAA